Penicillium verhagenii is the source of this 981-nucleotide messenger RNA. Its product is annotated as lipase family protein. Gene Ontology annotation, biological process: lipid metabolic process. Lineage: Eukaryota; Fungi; Ascomycota; Eurotiomycetes; Eurotiales; Aspergillaceae. The record is from RefSeq and is a predicted model, not a curated record. The transcript has 3 exons. The coding region runs from base 1 to 981 and encodes 326 amino acids.
AUGCUUGGAUUAAAGAUGUAUGGAGCACUGCUCCUUUCAAUGGGACUGACUGCUCUUGCGGCUCAGCCUUCUACUCACACGCAUCGAUUUGCACGUCGGGAUGGAUCAAACAUCACUCAAAGCUUGUUGGAGAGAUUCUACUUGUUCUCUCAAUACUCUGCUCUUGCAUCAUGCGACCAGAACAUCAACAGCAGUGCAGCUGGAAAAUCCGUAACUUGCGAUAAUGACAACUGUGAUCUCGUUUCUUCGAACAGUACUACGAUCCUCAGCUCUUUCCACAACACUACAGGCCCAACCGGCUACGUCGCCUUGAAUCACGAUCUCCACCAGAUCCUCCUGGUAUUCCGUGGAUCGGUAUCCCGAAAUGACUGGCGGACCGACUAUGACACUCAAAGCGUAAAUGUUUCCGACAUUUGCGACGGUUGCACAGCCCACAAAGGGUUCUGGAGCUACUGGCAAUCGGUGUCCAAGAAUGUCACCCAACUGCUGAACACAACUGUUCACCAGUAUCCUAACUACACGACGAAAGUGGCGGGAUGGAGUCUUGGUGGUGGUCUUGCGGCCCUCGCUGGAACCGAUCUGCGAAGCAAGAACUUCACUCUGGAUAUCUGGACAUACGGAAGCCCCAAGAUUGGCAACUACGCGCUCGCCAAUUACAUCACUACACAAACCCCCAGCACUUACCGAGCCACCCAUGCUGCGGAUCCGUUUCCCAGAAUCCCGCGUAAUAGUAGCUGGUUCAAUCCUUCCCCCGAAUUCUGGAUCGACCUACCAUCUGGUCAAUUGCCCAACACAACAGAUGUGCAUUUCGUUCAGGGAAUCAACAGCACGGCGGGCAAUGCUGGUACACCCUUCAACAUCACGAACCUCCCUGAUCAUGACUGGUACUUCUUGAACAUGACCAACUACUGCGAUCAACCAUCCGACUAUGACCCAUGCCAUGGAAUUGGUUCACCCAACAGCACUACUUGCCUACGAUAG